Molecule: messenger RNA, 1886 nt
Organism: Loxodonta africana (African savanna elephant)
Lineage: Eukaryota; Metazoa; Chordata; Mammalia; Proboscidea; Elephantidae
Gene: TCF15
Product: transcription factor 15
Exons: 2
Coding region: 24-617 (197 amino acids)
Biological process (GO): regulation of transcription by RNA polymerase II; developmental process
Molecular function (GO): protein dimerization activity; DNA-binding transcription factor activity, RNA polymerase II-specific; RNA polymerase II transcription regulatory region sequence-specific DNA binding
Source: RefSeq, a predicted model, not a curated record
CUGGAGGGACACGGCGGGCGCCCAUGGCGUUCGCGUUGCUGCGCCCUGUCGGCGCGCACGUGCUGUACCCGGACGUGCGGCUGCUGAGCGAGGACGAGGAGAACCGCAGCGAGAGUGACGGAUCCGACCAGUCGUUCGGCUGCUGCGAGGGCCUGGAGGCGGCGCGGCGCGGCCCGGGCCCCGGGGGCGGGCGGCGGGCUGGCGGCGGCGCGGGCCCCGUGGUGGUGGUGCGGCAGCGGCAGGCGGCCAAUGCGCGGGAGCGGGACCGCACGCAGAGCGUGAACACGGCCUUCACGGCGCUGCGCACCCUCAUCCCCACCGAGCCAGUGGACCGCAAGCUGUCCAAGAUCGAGACGCUGCGCCUGGCGUCCAGCUACAUCGCGCACCUGGCCAAUGUGCUGCUGCUGGGCGACGCGGCCGACGACGGACAGCCGUGUUUCCGUGCCGCCGGUAGCGCCAAGAGCACGGUCUCCUCCGCCGCCGACGGCAGCCGCCAGCCGCGCUCCAUCUGCACCUUCUGCCUCAGCAACCAGCGCAAGGGGGGUGGCCGUCGUGACAUGGGAGGCAGCUGCUUGAAGGUGAGGGGCAUGGCCCCCCUUCGAGUGCCUCGGAGAUGAGCCAGGGCCCCUGCAGCAUUUGCUCCAAGCAAGACCCCAGAGAAGGAGGCCAGAAGCCAGCACUGGCUGGACAGGGGGGAAGACCCCUGGAGCCGAACCCACCCCUCUUUUGUGUAGGGAUCAGGGGACAAUGGCCUGGGCCCUUAACCCUCUGGGCAGGUCUCUGGGACAUCCUGAUCCUGCCCUGGAGAGCUGUGAGGACCCGUCCAGUGGAGCCCGGCCCCAGCUGAUCAGAGACAAGGCAGAAUUUUGGGAAAAACAAAGACUAUUGGUAAAGGAGGCUGUGUGCAUGGCUGUGCGUGUGUGUGUGCAUAUGUGUAUGUGUGAGAGAGAGAGUUGGUGGGUUUAAAAUAAAAGAUAUUUUUAAAUAAAAGAUGGUCCCAACUGAGGAAGGGAGGGACCUGGGGACCUCGGGGGUCACAAGUGGUUCCUCUCCUGAACCUCAGAAGAGGCACAGUGUCUCAGGUGCUGCUCUGCGCCCUAAAGAGGGUGGGGCUGGGAGAGGUGGCGGCGCUCCCUAUCUCUGGAGGUAGAGACAGUCAAACUUUGCUCACAAUUCCUCACUUAUCAAAUGUUCUCAAACAACUGCUGGGUGUCUGAUGUAGUGGCUAAAAGAAUUGUAAUUUUAUUUAUUUUUGAAUAAGGAAUAUAUUCAUUCACAUGGUUUAAAAUGCAAAAGGUACAAGAGCAUAAAGGGUGAAAAACCACUGUCCCAGCCCUGUCCUCCAGCCUCCUGGCUCUCCUUGCAGGCCACCUCAGUCCCCUGUGAAUGAUCGAGCAAAGAUGGAGAUGUGCACACCCGGUAGCCGAUUUUACACACUUUCUGCUCUUUGUUUUUUUUUUAACCCCUUAGGGUAGCUUGACUCUGUACCCGGAUCAGUACAUAAAGGCUAUCCUCACUUCUUUAGUGGCAGCUCCACCUUUUGAAUGCACCACACCUGACCCAUCCCCUGUAAUGGGCAUUUAGGUUGUUCCCAGUCUUUUGCUCGCACACGAAGGAUGCAGCCGUUUUCCACACGCGCAAGUCAGUUUGUGCCGAAAGGAUGUUCUUGGUGGCCUGCUGAGCACCUACUGUGUGCUCCAUAUAUGUGCUGCGUCAUUGGCUGUGAACGCCCAGCCUGCAGGGUGGUAUUCUUCCUCCCGUUUCAGCUGAGAUGGUUUGCAGGACUCAAGCGCCUAAAGGCAUGUGGCUGGCACGUGGCAGGGGCAAUGGUUGACCUGAAGUCUCUCCACCUUCAAAGCCCAAAGCAAGCUCCUUCCUCUGCCCCA